Messenger RNA from Tachyglossus aculeatus (Australian echidna), 3220 nucleotides. It is a transcript of the gene STAT3, whose product is annotated as signal transducer and activator of transcription 3. Gene Ontology annotation, biological process: regulation of transcription by RNA polymerase II; regulation of cell population proliferation; growth hormone receptor signaling pathway via JAK-STAT. Lineage: Eukaryota; Metazoa; Chordata; Mammalia; Monotremata; Tachyglossidae. The transcript has 24 exons. Gene Ontology annotation, molecular function: DNA-binding transcription factor activity, RNA polymerase II-specific; RNA polymerase II cis-regulatory region sequence-specific DNA binding. The coding region runs from base 121 to 2478 and encodes 785 amino acids. The record is from RefSeq and is a predicted model, not a curated record.
AGCCCGGCCCGGCCCGGCCCAGCCCAGUCCGGCUCGGUCCGGUUCGGUCCGGUUCGGUCCGGUUCUCCAGCGCCUCGCGCCCUCAGGCCGCCAAGGACGAGGCCCCCAGACCCAGCGGCGAUGGCGCAGUGGAACCAGCUGCAGCAGCUGGACACCCGGUACCUGGAGCAGUUGCACCAGCUGUACAGCGACAGCUUCCCCAUGGAGCUGCGCCAGUUUCUCGCCCCGUGGAUCGAGAGCCAGGACUGGGCUUACGCUGCCAGCAAGGAGUCCCACGCCACGCUGGUGUUCCACAACCUCCUGGGCGAGAUCGACCAGCAGUACAGCCGCUUCCUGCAGGAGUCCAACGUGCUCUACCAGCACAACCUGCGCAGGAUCAAGCAGUUUCUGCAGAGCAGGUACCUGGAGAAGCCCAUGGAGAUAGCGCGGAUCGUGGCUCGCUGCCUGUGGGAGGAAUCGCGUCUGCUUCAGACGGCGGCGGCCGCUGCCCAGCAAGGAGGGCAGGCGAACCACCCCACGGCGGCCGUGGUCACAGAGAAGCAGCAAAUGUUGGAGCAGCACCUGCAGGAUGUGCGCAAGAGAGUUCAGGACUUAGAGCAGAAGAUGAAGGUGGUGGAGAACCUCCAGGACGACUUUGACUUUAACUACAAAACCCUGAAGAGCCAAGGAGGUCAGGGCGGCCCGCCUCAUCCGCAUCUCGAGGGGACAGCCGGGGACAACAUGCAGGACCUGAAUGGGAAUAGCCAGUCGGUGACGCGGCAGAAGAUGCAGCAGCUGGAGCAGAUGCUCACCGCCCUGGACCAGAUGCGCCGGGGCAUCGUGAGCGAGCUGGCCGGGCUCCUGUCGGCCAUGGAGUACGUGCAGAAGACCCUCACGGACGAGGAGUUGGCCGACUGGAAGCGGCGGCAGCAGAUCGCCUGCAUCGGCGGCCCCCCAAACAUCUGCCUGGAUCGUCUUGAGAACUGGAUCACGUCCCUGGCGGAGUCGCAGCUGCAGACGCGCCAGCAGAUCAAGAAGCUGGAGGAGUUGCAGCAGAAGGUGUCGUACAAGGGCGACCCCAUCGUGCAGCACCGCCCCAUGCUAGAGGAGCGCAUCGUCGAGCUCUUCCGGAACCUGAUGAAGAGUGCCUUCGUGGCUGAGCGGCAGCCGUGCAUGCCCAUGCACCCGGACCGGCCCCUGGUCAUCAAAACCGGAGUCCAGUUCACCACCAAAGUCAGGUUAUUGGUCAAAUUUCCCGAGCUCAACUACCAGCUGAAAAUCAAAGUUUGCAUCGACAAAGACUCCGGGGACGUGGCGGCUCUUCGAGGAUCCCGGAAGUUUAACAUCCUGGGGACCAACACGAAGGUGAUGAACAUGGAGGAAUCCAACAAUGGCAGCCUGUCUGCCGAAUUCAAGCACUUGACCCUGAGGGAGCAGAGAUGCGGCAACGGGGGACGAGCCAACUGCGAUGCCUCUCUGAUCGUAACCGAAGAGCUCCACCUCAUCACUUUUGAGACGGAGGUGUACCACCAGGGCCUCAAGAUCGACCUGGAGACGCACUCCCUGCCGGUUGUGGUCAUCUCCAACAUCUGCCAGAUGCCAAAUGCCUGGGCCUCCAUCCUGUGGUACAACAUGCUCACCAACAGCCCUAAGAACGUGAACUUCUUCACCAAGCCGCCCAUCGGCACGUGGGAUCAGGUGGCCGAGGUCCUGAGCUGGCAGUUUUCGUCCACCACCAAACGUGGGCUGAGCAUUGAGCAGCUGACCACACUGGCUGAGAAGCUCCUGGGGCCCGGAGUCAACUAUUCCGGCUGCCAGAUCACAUGGGCCAAAUUCUGCAAGGAAAACAUGGCUGGGAAAGGGUUCUCCUUCUGGGUGUGGUUGGACAACAUCAUCGACCUGGUGAAGAAGUACAUCCUGGCGCUGUGGAACGAGGGGUACAUCCUGGGCUUUAUCAGCAAGGAGCGGGAACGGGCCAUCCUGAGCACCAAACCGCCCGGCACCUUCCUCCUGCGCUUCAGCGAGAGCAGCAAGGAGGGGGGCGUCACCUUCACCUGGGUGGAGAAGGACAUCAGCGGGAAGACGCAGAUCCAGUCGGUGGAACCGUACACGAAGCAGCAGCUGAACAACAUGUCUUUCGCUGAGAUCAUCAUGGGCUACAAGAUCAUGGAUGCCACCAACAUCCUGGUGUCACCGCUGGUCUACCUGUACCCCGACCUCCCCAAGGAGGAGGCGUUCGGCAAGUACUGCCGCCCCGAGAGUCAGGAGCACCCCGAGGCCGACACAGGUGCGGCCCCCUACCUGAAGACCAAGUUCAUCUGCGUGACCCCAACCACCUGCAGCAACACCAUUGACCUGCCCAUGUCUCCCCGGACCCUGGACUCCCUGAUGCAGUUCGGGAACAACAGUGAGAGCGUCGAGCCCCCGGCCGGUGGCCAGUUUGAGAGCCUGACCUUUGACAUGGACCUGACUUCGGAGUGCGCCACGUCCCCCAUGUGAAGCCCCCAGUUCCUGGCUCCGCCUGCUCCCCCUCCCUCCCCUCCCUCUCACCCACCCACCCCAGUUGGAACUGGCGGGGGUGAAGCCGAAGCCACCGGCUCCCUCUGAGUUCAGGCCAGGGGGCUGUGGGCCUCUCCUCCCCCCCACACCCCUUUUCUUCAUUUUCUUUCGCUACACAAGUGCCUCUCGGCCAGCACCUUCCACACCUCUCCGGCCCAGGGUCCGCGGGGUGGAGAGUGACGCCUUCUCUACGAAGCCCCUUCCUCUCCUCUGAGCCCUGGGCCGAGGGCCCCGGCCGGCCUCCCACAGUGCCCUCAGGGCAGGACAGAGGGCGGGAGCACGGGUCCCGCUGGCAGCGCCCAGGCCCGUCCCCACCGCUCCGUCCCCCUCCGACAAACAUAGUGUGUUGGGGCGGAGAGGGGCGUCGGGGGUGACUGGCCGGCCGUGCUGACCCAGCCCCCCGUGUCCUCCGCGGGGUCAGAGUUGGGGGGUCACCAGGGCUCAGCAUCAGGGGCGGUCUUUUCUGUUUGGAUUUGAAACCCACGGGCAGAGGCGAAAUGGGGUGCAGCCGUGGUUGUGCCCAUCUGGGGGAACAGAAAGUACCCACACAGAUCCUGGUUGGGCCUUGGUCCCCUGCACCUGGCCCCCUGCCCCUGUAUACUUCAGACUGUAAAAAUUAUAUUUUUUUUGUAUAUUUUAUUGCUGUACCUACCCAUACUGGAAUAAACAUUCUCAAGCUGAG